Molecule: messenger RNA, 2322 nt
Organism: Pteropus alecto (black flying fox)
Lineage: Eukaryota; Metazoa; Chordata; Mammalia; Chiroptera; Pteropodidae
Gene: SOX15
Product: SRY-box 15
Exons: 2
Coding region: 1433-2131 (232 amino acids)
Biological process (GO): cell differentiation; positive regulation of transcription by RNA polymerase II; negative regulation of transcription by RNA polymerase II
Molecular function (GO): RNA polymerase II cis-regulatory region sequence-specific DNA binding; DNA-binding transcription factor activity, RNA polymerase II-specific
Source: RefSeq, a predicted model, not a curated record
AUGGUCUUUGGGAAUUCCUGACAUUCCUAAAUUCCCCAGGCCCAGGUACCCUCGUGGUCUAGAGGAGAGUAGCUUGUGGCUUUGCUGCUUUUCCCCUCCCCCAGGUUUGUUGGUGGAGGGAGCUGUGCCACUCCUAUAACCCUGAGUCACAGCAGGCUAGGUAGGGCUGCUCCAAGCUGGAGUUGUUCCUGCUAAGAGCUGAGAGCCAAGGCGGUCUACUUAAUCGGAUUACCUGAGGCCUGAGGCUUGGGCUGGGCCUUGGGCUGAGUGGGAAGCAGGGUUCUCUCCUGAUAGCAACUGGGACCUAGGGUGUCCAGCCCCCAUUCAUGCUGGUUCUCUGCUCUGGAUCCAGGCCUUUUCUUCAGCAUCCACAACACUGAUCUCUGAGCCCAAGAGGAGUUGUCCUGGGGUUCCUGGCUCCCUGCCUCCCACUGUGACCCUGAAGUUUCGAGAUAAAACUGGUGGAGAAACCUUUAGGGGCUGGAGUUGGGAGAGUUUAAGUUUUCUCACCUGGAGUGGAGUUGAAUCACCACCCAAGCACCUGCUGGGGUGACUCAGGCAACAAAAAUGGCCUGUUUCCCUUUAACUGCCAGACUUUCUUGCCUCAAGGGCAGGUCAGGGGUUUGAGGUGCAAUGGGCACCAGAAAAGGGUCUGCGAUGGGGUGGGGUACUCACGAAUUCCUCUUCGCACAACUCUGACCCUGAGGGCUUUUGAUUCUCCUGUGCUUAAUCCCAUUGUGCAAAGGAAUUGAAUUUAAAUUUCCAAAGUUUAAGAAGGGAGGGGAAGACGUGCUAAAUUACUGGGGCUGGAAGGCCUGACUUCUAGGUCUUGGGUGGGGAGGGGGCGUGGCGCCCUAAGGGAGUGUUGGGGGCUGGGAAGAACGGGACACCUGGGUCUGCCUGAGGGAGGGGGUUAUUGGCGCUUUUAAGAAGGCGCGGUCUGCUGGGAGGGAGUGGGGAGGAGUCGUUAAAAGCUGUUCCUGGGCCUGACCCACCCGCCAGCCACAGACACUGAGGCCAGGUGAGAACUCCGAGGUAGCAGGGGUGGCCGCCAGGCAAGUGCGAUACUUCAGAGACAGAGCGCGACGUUGACCACCUCCAGCGAACACCGGGCUGGUGGCUAGCCGCAGGUAGGGGAAGCAGGACUGGGUUUGAGAUCGCGUGGCAUUAAGGAGAGUGCAACCUGUCCUGUACCCGGUACCAGACAGGAUUUUGCGCUCGACUUUUCCAAAGCGUGCUGGAUUGGUAGGGAUCAGGGGCUCCAGGAUAAGGACUCUGAAUUUGAAGAUGAUAUAUACUUUAUAAGGACACGAGUUUCUCUGGAACGAUUCCAGACUAGAAAGACACGCUUUAAAGAUACCGGUUUUGGGGAUCAACGUUUGGCUUUGGAGGGGAGGGUGUAGGUGCCCUCUUAAGGCUUCCCUCCACCCUCAUGGCGCUACCCGGUCCCUCACACGACCAGUCCUGGAACCUGGAACCUCCCGCUCCCACGGCCCCUACCUCCUCGUCCUCUGGCUCCCAGGAGCGGGAGGGCUCUGGGAGCCCGGUGGUCUCCGGGGGUCUUCCCUUGGAGAAGGUGAAGCGGCCCAUGAACGCGUUCAUGGUGUGGAGCUCCGCUCAGCGCCGCCAGAUGGCGCAGCAAAAUCCAAAGAUGCACAACUCGGAGAUCUCCAAGCGCCUGGGCGCGCAGUGGAAGCUGCUGGGCGAGGACGAGAAGCGGCCCUUCGUGGAGGAGGCCAAGCGGCUGCGGGCCCGGCAUCUGCGUGACUACCCGGACUACAAGUACCGGCCUCGGCGCAAGACCAAAAACUCCGGUGCCGGGGCACCCCACUUCGGCCAGGGAAGCGGCGGCGUGGCUACCAGUGGGCCGGUUUGGGGGCCCGGUUACGUGCCUACUCAGGGGAGCAGAGGCUUUGGAUACCAGCCCCCCAACUAUUCGACAGCCUACCUGCCUGGUUACAGCUCUUCCCACAGUAAACCGGAGGCCCCCUCACCAUGCUCACUCCAUCAGAGCAACCCUAGGCUCCAGGGGGAGCUGCUCCCCCCUUACAACCCCUACCUACCCCCAGGGUCUCCUACUCCGUACAACCCUCCUCUCUCAGGGACCCCCAUGCCCCUAGCCCACCUCUAACCGCCAUGAACUUGGACAACCCAGGAAGGGCUCCAACCUCCUUUUUCACCACUGCAAAACCCUUUAGCACUGUUGAACACACAGUUCAGAGCUGACUUGUGGCUCCCCAUCUCCCCACCCAUGAAUGCCAGAGGUGCAACACAACAUUUAUAUAUAUAUUUUUAGGGUGAACACAGUUUUGUAUAAUUAAA